Messenger RNA from Scheffersomyces coipomensis, 1326 nucleotides. RefSeq lists its product as uncharacterized. NCBI's taxonomy places the organism in Eukaryota, Fungi, Ascomycota, Pichiomycetes, Serinales, Debaryomycetaceae. The record is from RefSeq and is a predicted model, not a curated record. The transcript has a single exon. The coding region runs from base 457 to 1188 and encodes 243 amino acids.
UUGUUUUAAUUGUAGAUUAGAGUAUUAAUCAAUCAAUGUUUAUGACGUUUAGAUGUUGAAAUUAGCUAUGAUGUAAGGUCAUUAUGGAUCGUCUUCCAUGUACAGCGAUGAGCUGAGCCCAGAAAUUAGCCUCAUAAUGAUUGCAGACUAUCUAUAUAAAUACGAAUAAUAACUCUAAUUAAUAUAAACAAACAGCUUAAACUUUACAUUGGAAUCGUCAAUUCAUACUUUCUAUGGACAUUCUAUAGAAUAUUGAACCAUAAAUUAAUACCAAUAUCACCCUUCUCUUCAUCUAAUUCAUGGUUCGAAAAUUUUCAAUGAUUUUUCCCAUUUCCUGUAUAUAACCCAAGGGUCAAUUGUUUGGUACCUGAAAAAAUGGAUAACUAUAUAAAACCUGAAAUUCGAAAACUUUAAAUGUUGAUAAUUGAUCGUUAGAUACUAUACUGAAGGUAAGGGAUGACUGAUUAUUAUGCUGACAGAGGUGCUCGUUUAGGUGGUGGUGAACAUGAAAGAGAUUAUAAUCAUGCUACUGAUAGUCAAUAUAAGACUCUUCGUGGUAAGGCUGAAGAAUUAUAUGAUAAACGUAAACAAUUAAGUGCUCAAUCUCAACAAGCUUAUAAACAAGGUGAUAAAGAAAGAGCUCAUGAAUUAAGUGAGCAAGCCAAGAGUGUGUUGAAUGAAGCUGAAGGGUAUAAUCGUCAAGCUGCCGAAUAUGUCUUUAGAGAAAAUAAUACUGAUAGUGGACCUGAUGAAAUUGAUUUACAUGGAUUAUAUGUUAAAGAAGCAGAAUAUAUUUUACAACAAAGAAUUGCAAAUUCGAUUAGAACUAAUCAAUCUCAUAUUAGAGUUAUUGUGGGUAAAGGGUUACAUUCUGCUAAUGGGAUUGCUAAAUUGAAACCAGCCAUUGAUCAAAUGUGUGAUGAAUGUAGUUUAAAACAUCAUAUGGAUCCUCAUAAUUCAGGAGUUUUAGUGAUUGAUUUAAGUAAUACUCAAUCAUCUCAAGUUCCAAAUCAUUGGAAUGCACCAGUUUCUCAACCUCAACAAGCUUAUCAUGGUUCUGGUCAACCACAAUACCAACAACAACAACAUUAUCAACAACCUCAAUAUCAACAACAACAACAACAAGGUGGACAAAAUGAUGAUCUUGUGGGAGGUAUUCUUAAACUUAUUUGUGCUUGUCUUAAGUAAACGGAGAUUAAAAUGACUUUAGAUUGUAUUAUUCAUUUAAUUGUGUAGGUAUAUAUGUAUGUAUUUGUUUUUUAUAUAGCAGGUAUACAUAAAAAAGGAAAAUAAAUUUAAAAAUAAAAUAAACUUUAACAAGAAUUA